Eriocheir sinensis (Chinese mitten crab) is the source of this 1808-nucleotide messenger RNA. Its product is annotated as microtubule-actin cross-linking factor 1, isoforms 6/7-like. The record is from RefSeq and is a predicted model, not a curated record. Bases 137 to 817 code for a protein of 226 amino acids. The transcript has 2 exons. Lineage: Eukaryota; Metazoa; Arthropoda; Malacostraca; Decapoda; Varunidae.
GCAGUGGUGGUGGUGGUAGUCUGGGCCAUCUGCUCGGUAGGUAGGUAGGAAGCGGGCGGGUGCUGCGGAAGGUAUAUAAAGGAGUGAGCUCAAGGCCGCGGCUCAAAUCACUCUCACCCUCCGGAGCGACAGCAUCAUGCGUAUUCUGGUUGCACUCAUGGUCGUGGCGGCGGCAGCGGCAGCCCCGAGUAAGCCCACCAAGACCUUCCCCAAGAAAUACGAUGCGGCGGUGCACGGCGUCAAGGACACGCCCUCUGCCCCACACCACGCCCCCGACAAGGACCUGCUGAUGCCCAUCCUCAGCCCCUUCGACGUGCUGAUCCCGCCCAUGCUGCCCGAAAUAGCUCCGGUGCCUGAGGAGUCCUCCUACACCGACUUUGUCCCCGCCGCUGGUGAGGGCGGCCUCGUCCCUCCACCUGAGGACACCUACAGCAGCAUGGCGGGCGAAAGACACUAUGCCCUGGUGCCUCCCCCCGCUGUCCCCGCGCCUGAGGACCCCAGCUCCUACCUGAGCUUCGAGACCCCCAGCAAGCAACCCUCCAGCUACGCCCGCACCCCGAGCGACGCCUCGGGCACCGAGGUGCUGGCGUCCCUGGCCGCCAUGAUCCAGGCGCUGCCACACAUCAGCUCCUACUCCAACUACCAGCCCGCCAGUCCCGAGGCCCGCGCCCUUGACAACGGCCCCGCCCUCCACCUCCUGCCGCCCCCGUCCUCCUCCAGCUCCUACGCCAAGGUGCCCGCCCCCCAGGCCCCGCACACACCCGCGCGGGAGGCCGCGGUGCCUCUGCCUGCCACUGGCCUGUCCCCCCCUCAGUAGUGACCCGUCAGCAGCAGCAGCAGCAACACCAAAGUUCUGUGGUUGUGUGGUCUGUGUAAGCCGAGGACACACAAACUUGUACAUACCGUCACAGAGAGCGGCACGCACAUGUACGUGACGUCCUACAGUGUGUGUACCGCUCAAAAAGUGAGCCUCCCUCCCCCUCCCCCCCAUGCGUGUCGUGUGGCUACGUGAGCACUACCUGUGUUGUGUGUGUUUGUGCACCGCGUUACUGCUCACGACGCCCUGCCUGCCCGCCGGCCCUUGUCUGGUCGCGCCGGCUCAGGCCUGGAGGGGAGGGAGGCUUCCUUGACACGUGUCAGUAAAGCGUAAUGUUAUUUUAUGAUAUACAUACACAUUUUCUACGACUAUACAAGUACAGUAGUGUUAGGACAGUGUUGUAAUUCCCGCGUGUGUGUCACUCGUUUUGCGAUAUCAGACGUUAUUGGAUAUGUUCUCAACUCUCUGCUCACCCUCCCAACUAUGUAUUGUUGUCUGGAAAAACUUUACUAUGAAAUACGGGUCUGAGGCCCAAAAGUUACUUAUUGUCAAAACAAAAGAAUCGUUUAGAACCAUACUUCGAUCUCGGCUCAAUUUUUCAGGUUUUGUUUUUUCCAGACACGAGUACUGAUAGGAUCAUACAAACAAAAUGGCGAUCAUAUCAUUUAAGAAUUUGUAAUCCCUUGAGAGGCCGUUGUGAUAUUUGUCUUUUAGUUUCACAAGUAUAACAAACCCGAGAGAAGCUGUAAGGGGCACGCAGGAUGGCAAGAAGAGACACCAACGUGGCAAUAUUAAUGAAGCGCUGCCUUGCGUGCGCCGCCUCCCACGCCUCGGCCUUCACCUCGCCGCCAGGAGUGUCCUCGAGGCAGCCUUUGAUGGACUUCUUUUCCCCAGAGUUACGAAAAGACUGGCAGCUGUUACACGAGACGGUGACACAAUACCGAACAUAAGUAGCAUAUAUAACGAAACAAAUAAACAUUACCGACUUCAA